AUGUUCAUCCAGUCUCCAUUAAAGUAUGUAGACAUACUGAAGGAUGUAUAUGAGUGGGCUAAUAAACAGAAAAGAUUGUAUUAUUUUCCACAUUUAUUUGAGAAUUACUUAUCGAAAUCAUAUUUUGAACAUAAUGACCUACUUCAGAUCUACCUAAAAUUCACUCCAUAUACGACUAUCCAUCCUGGUAAGUUAACAAUACAAAGUUGCAUGGAAUUGUGCGAUGAGAGAGUAGGAAGUACUUUUGAUGUUUAUAUGGAUGUGCAUCGAUGGGCUGAUUUUAACGAUUCACCACCUUUGUCAAACUAUCAAAAGUUAUGUAGAACAGUUCAAAUAUACCAGAUUAAAAAGAAGGAAGAGAUAUUGAAAGAUGAUGCUACUGACUAUCCAGAUGAAAUAAUAAAACUUAGAGAACAAUUAAUAACUUCAAUUUUGGUUGUUCAUCAUUGUCCUCACUUUAAAUUAGAAUACCAAAGAGAUUACUAUAAGAUUAUGAGGUAUAUUCAAGAUCUCAUACAGUUUCUAAAUGAUGAAAGAAUAUAUUUCAAGAAGUAUAACAAACUCUCCAAAGAUGAUAUUCCAGAAAUUCCUUUAGAAAUGAUAGAGUGGUAUGAUUGUUUUUUACACUGUGAUUUUAACAAGAUUUAUGAAUUUGAACCUCCUAUCUUUCAAAUAAAAGUUACGGAAUUUGCUGGUAGCAAGACCGAUCAACUUCAAAAAACUAACAAUGCAUUCUGCUCACAUUUACAAUCACCUUCAACUUAUUCAAAUUUUGUGCCAACAAAUCCAUCAACUUCUGAAUCUACAGUAUUAGAAAAGUUCUCAGAUUUCUGGAAGUAUGCUUAUGAUUAUUAUAAUAUAAAAGCGAUUUGCGGAGAAUAUAGAUUUUUGAAACUUUUUAAAGAUGGACACAAAAGUUGUGGAAAGGGAGAUAUAAAGUAUAAAUGGCCUAGACAUAUAUUGAAUCUCGAAAACCAGCUUGAAUAUGAAAAAGAAAGAUAUCAUAAUGAAUUUUAUGAUUUGAACUCAGAAGAAAUGGCUGACAGAUUGAUGUACCUUGAAGAUCUAAAAAGGACAAUUGAAAUUGAAAAACAUAAGUUUCCACAAGCAAGACUCACUUCUUUAGCAGAGCCAAUGAAUGAUUUGCCAACCAUAUUAGUUAACAAACUAGCUUUUUUCAAGAAUAAUCAAGCACCAUCUCCCAAGCAGAUCAUUAAAUCAUCAAUACUCAAGAAAUUUAACGAACUCAAACUUGAAGUUGGCAAAGAACUUCCUAAUGAAUCAAACUUUGAACCUUACCAAGUAAGGGACACUGCUGAUAAAGAUUUGAUCAUUUUGAAUGAUAAUGACAAAGAAACAUUCGAAAGUUUGACAACUGAAAAUAUUAGCUCCUUAUUAGAACUAUACCAUCAAAAUGAAAAUAACAAGUCAACUGAGAGAAAACCUUCCAGUACUUCCACUAAUGUAACUUCAAUAUCGGCAAACAAACAAGCUUCUAUAUUUAGUAGAAAUACCACUGAUGAGAGUGAACAAGAGUCUACUGAGAAUAUUUCAAUUUCUGCUACUGCAAUCAGAGCUAUUGCCCGAGAAGUCAACUAUAAUGACAUAUUCAAAGGUAGAGACUAUAAAUAUCAAUACGUUCCACUUGAAAAUUCGCCAUGGAGCCGGGAAGAGUGA
Molecule: messenger RNA, 1677 nt
Organism: Scheffersomyces amazonensis
Lineage: Eukaryota; Fungi; Ascomycota; Pichiomycetes; Serinales; Debaryomycetaceae
Exons: 1
Coding region: 1-1677 (558 amino acids)
Source: RefSeq, a predicted model, not a curated record